CCUUCCGGGAAGUCUUCUUCUUUCCCUUCUCUUGUUUUGGCCCGUCGGAGAUGUGCAAGGAUGGUGCUGGCUGCACCGAAACUGGGCAGGGCGUCACUCGAGGUGGGCGGGACCAGCAGCAAAAACCGGGGCUUCCCAAGCUGGAUGAGGAGCUGGGUGAGGAGCUGAGCUGGAUGAGUCGGACGCCGCACUGGCAGGCUCAUUUGGGAGGGGCACUGCUGGGCUAUUCUAGCGACGGUGUCAUUGGCGAUACCAAGGGUCUCGUGUUGGAGCAAGCUUCGCUGACCGCCACGAGGGAAUUAUACAGAUCUCAAAGAUCGGGAUUGUCGGUGCGGUGGGCAGGCCCUGAGGAAUAG
Messenger RNA from Gaeumannomyces tritici R3-111a-1, 356 nucleotides. RefSeq lists its product as hypothetical. The transcript is spliced from 3 exons. The record is from RefSeq and is a predicted model, not a curated record. Lineage: Eukaryota; Fungi; Ascomycota; Sordariomycetes; Magnaporthales; Magnaporthaceae. Bases 51 to 356 code for a protein of 101 amino acids.